UCCUGUCUAUCUAAGAAACCAACAAAGAAGCAAAGAAGCAAAAUCCAGAAACCCUUAACAAUCUUCACUUUCCAUCUUCCCAACUCCAUCGAUCGCCAAGAACAGAAACAAAACCUUCAUCGAUCUCAUCCCGACUGUUAAUCACAACAAAACCCAACUCGAUUCGAUAAUAUCUAUCUGCAUCAGAAAUGAGGAACCCAUCUUCGUCUUCAUCCUCGGGCGCCAAAGCAAAAUCAUCAUCAGCAGCAGCAGCAGGAGUGUCGUCUUCGUCGAGCAAGACGCCGUGCUGCGUCAAGGUGGGUCUGAAGAGAGGUCCCUGGACUCCUGAAGAAGAUGAGCUCUUAGCCAACUACAUCAAGAAAGAAGGCGAGGGCCGGUGGCGAACCCUCCCGAAGCGCGCCGGCCUCCUCCGCUGCGGCAAGAGCUGCCGCCUCCGCUGGAUGAACUACCUCCGUCCUUCUGUCAAGCGCGGCCAGAUCGCCUCCGAUGAAGAAGAUCUCAUCCUCCGCCUCCACCGACUCCUCGGCAAUAGAUGGUCCCUGAUUGCUGGGAGGAUUCCGGGGCGUACAGACAAUGAGAUAAAGAACUACUGGAACACUCACCUCAGUAAGAAGCUGAUUAGUCAGGGCAUAGAUCCCAGAACCCACAAGCCACUCAAUCCAGAUCCAACCUCUUCUGCUGAUCACCAUGCUGCUGUCAAUGUCAAUGGAGCUUCUUCUUCCAAGAACAAUCAACAUCACGGCGGGACCAGCUCAAACCCUAACCCUAAAAGUCCAAAUACGUCUUCAUCACUUGAGGAAGCAGCAGCUCCCGUUGCUAAGGAAAAUGGGUACCUUGUUAGCAAUGAUGAUUUGGGGGUUAUUGUCCAUGGAGCGGCCGGCUAUGGAAAUGUUAUGACCUCCAAUGACUCUGAUGCCUCUGCAGCAGGAAUGGGAGCUUUGAGAAGCAACCUACUGCUUGGAAAUGAGGAGGAUGAAGACAUGAACUGUUGCACAGACGAUGUCUUCUCUUCGUUUCUGAACUCUCUGAUCAAUGAGGAUCCGUUUGCUGCUGCAGCAAGCCAGCACCAGUUGCAGCCAUUACAAGUAAUGCAACAGCCUAAUGGGAUUGCCCAACCUGCUGCUGAAUCUUCUGCACCAGCUUUCGGUGGUUGGGAAUCUGCGGUGCUCAUGUCUUCCGCUUUCAUCCAGAAUGAUCCACACAGGGUUAAUGUCAAUCAGACGCAAUAGUGAUCGAUCGUAGUACCUGUUCGAACAAAGCUGCAUUAUCAAAAAGCAGUUGCUUAAUUAGUUAAUCUAGCUAUGGAAAGGCUAUAGGGUUCAUUUGAAUCUCAUAUUGUUGCUUGUGUAUUUGGAAUCUAUAUUUGUUCAUCCAGCACUUGAUCAUUGUAUAUGAUCAUUCUAUCAUGUAUGUUUGUUACUAGGAUUGUAAACAAACAUAUAAGAUUUUAAUGUUUGUAUUACUAUAGAGUGUGCUUAUAUAUGUGUGUGGAUUUGUCUUCGUUUCUUGUUUCAUAACUCUACCUUACAAAAGA
Molecule: messenger RNA, 1534 nt
Organism: Fragaria vesca subsp. vesca
Lineage: Eukaryota; Viridiplantae; Streptophyta; Magnoliopsida; Rosales; Rosaceae
Product: transcription repressor MYB5-like
Exons: 2
Coding region: 189-1229 (346 amino acids)
Source: RefSeq, a predicted model, not a curated record